Molecule: messenger RNA, 1425 nt
Organism: Marasmius oreades (fairy-ring Marasmius)
Lineage: Eukaryota; Fungi; Basidiomycota; Agaricomycetes; Agaricales; Marasmiaceae
Exons: 3
Coding region: 1-1425 (474 amino acids)
Source: RefSeq, a predicted model, not a curated record
AUGUGGAGUGCAUCUAAACCAUAUGCAGCACUACCUAAGGAUGACCUUAUCAAGGAGAUCCUAGCAACUGACCCUCCCCAUCCCUUCAAGAAAAUGGAUCGCAAACAGUUUACAUGCACUUAUAGCAUCUUAGCAUUGGAACCCUACAAAUUUCCAACUCAGGCUGAAGUCAAUGCCAUGGCAGAAGAAGAAGAAACUCGCACAAAACUCUCCGGUGGGAGGAAAAGGGGCCAUAACGAAGAUGACAGUGAGGAUUCAGAUAGCCAGGAGAGUGAGGGUGAUGACCUGGUCGGUGCCCAGGGUGGGAGUCAUAGCAGUGACAGCAACAAUAGUGGCAACAAUAGUGUUAACAGUGGCAGUGGGAGAAAUAAUGAUGGAAAACUGGGCGCUCCCCGAGAAGGAAAGAACAAGGGCAAGGAGAAGGAGAGAGACGAGGGAAACCACUGGGAUGAUGAUCGGAUCCGCAAAUUCAAGUUUGCAGAGUUAGAGCAGAGCCUUCAUCUUCCUUCCACGUAUUGCUGGUAUGCAGGACAGGAUAUGUUACAUGUGUGUAACAAGAAGGACAACAUUGAGUGGUUCAGAUACUCAACUGGAGGGAUUUUGCAAGAUGGUAUUCUGAAUUUGAUUCCCUUCGACAUUCAGAAUAACGAUGAAUUGGUCUUCACACGGCCUACUGGCAAAUGUCCUCUGGUUAUGAUCCCAGAAGAGAAUGCUUUCUACACUGGAUUCAAGCUUCAAGGCCAACCUAUUGGAUAUGCCUUCAAUCAAAGACUCAAGUGGGAGUGGUUUCUUCUUGACAUACCUGGUCACGACAGAUCAGUCUUGCUCGACGGGCCAUGUGGUUCAAAUCCUCAUCGACUGGUUGACCCACUCACACUGGAGAUAGAGUUUCUAGAUUCAGAUGCGCAAAUGUUGUCAGAUGCCACUGAUGAGCCAGAAUUUGUUGACAGCAGAUGGUUUUCUAUGCAUACUUGUCAGCAUUUCCAAGAUCCAACCAGCUUGGAGAUAUUUGUAGAGACACACUCUGAUUGCAAGUGGGAAACCCAUGAUGACAGGGAAUACAUUAUUAGAGAGGGUCUGCUGGGCUCGAUUCCCAACAUAGUCAUGGGCAGGAGAUUGAGGUAUAUCCAAGCAUCCGAGUAUUCAGAGGACCAGGAUUCGACAUCAAAAGAUGUUCUUGUUAAUCGAAGUAUUGUUGGGCAAGAUUGGAAGUUCAAGUGGAAGGGACGGGAUGUUACUUGGACGUUGGUCAUUGGGGACAGGCUGGAGACAUGGUCGGAUGAUUUAAGUGGAGAAUUACUGUGGCAAAGGAUGUGGGGUACCACCAAUGUGACGAUGAACUUGGAUACAGGUGAAAUAGCCUUUCUUCAUGGACAUGGAUAUGGACAUUCCUCAAGAUUCUACAUCUCCCCUGGUUUCAUAUAA